AUGGUCUACGAUCCGUUGGGAUUUAUCUCACAUCUGCUGAUGUUCCUGAAGGUGCUGCUGCAGGAGAUUUGGAGGACAGCAAUCGGCUGGGAUGAUCCAAUUCAAGAUACGCAGUUCGAAAAAUGGUUGACAUGGCUGGCAGUGUUUCCACAGAUGAGUUCCGUCGAGGUUCCCCGAUGCUACCGAUCCUUGACAUCCGUUGAAGCAGAGAUUGAGAUGCAUACGUUCGUCGACGCCAGUGAGAAUGGGUUUGCAGCGGUCGUCUACCUUCGAUUCACUGAGGGAGACACGAUCGAAUGUGCCUUGGCGGGAGCUAAAACUAGGGUAGCUCCACUGAAGUUCCUGUCAAUCCCGCGAUCUGAGCUCCAAGCGGCUCUUCUUGGUGCGCGACUUGCAGACACAAUACUGUCGUCUCUGUCCAUCAAGGUCUCGAAGCGGUUUUUCUGGACGGACUCCAAGGACGUGCUCUGCUGGUUAGGAUCUGACCAUCGGCGAUACAGCCAAUUUGUCGCCUUCCGGGUCAGCGAGAUCCUAGAGUCGACGGAGAUUAGUGAAUGGCGGUGGGUUCCAACGAAGCUGAACGUGGCCGAUGAUGGAACAAAGUGGGCACGAACUCCAGAUUUAUCUGCAGACAGUCGCUGGUUCAGGGGGCCAGAAUUCCUUUGGCGAGAACAACAGGAGUGGCCUGUCUCACCAGGCUUCGGAAAAACUACCGACGAAGAGCUGCGCCCACACUUGCUAUUCCACGAAUCAACAACAAAACCAGUUAUCGAUCCACAAUACUUCUCUCGCUGGAGUCCUCUCCUUCGUCGCACAACGUACGUCCUCCGGUACGUUCACAACCUGAAGCGGUCCACAAGAAAGGAACAACGUGUCAAUGGGUCGCUGACUCAGCAGGAACUGGCUAGAGCUGAAAACUACUUGUUCCGCCUAGCACAGUCCGAAGGUUACGCGGACGAGAUCGCCACGCUGGCAGCGGGAUAUCACCAAACGAGCACCCAAGGAAGGAUCAUUCGAAACAACCCACUCUUUCGUACCGCUUUCUUGGACGAAAACGGAGUUGCCCGAUUCCGAGGUCGAACGAAGGCGUGCGCAUUCGUCGAUCGUGAUGCUGCUGAACCCAUUAUUCUUCCUCGUCAUCAUCAAGUCACCCGACUAAUCAUAGCUGAGGCCCACGAGCGGUUCAACCACCAGAACCACGCAACGAUUGUCAACGAGCUCCUGCAACGGUACCGCAUUCCUCGGCUGAAAGCGACCUACAACGCUGUUCGGAAAGACUGUCAGCAGUGCAAGAAUGACCUAGCGAAACCACGUCCUCCGAUGAUGGGCGAUCUUCCGCAGUCACGCCUGGCUGCAUUCAGUCGUCCUUUCACCUACAUGGGGGACUAUCUACCCUGUCUUACGCGAAGAACGAAGUGGUUCACUCCAGCGACUCCAAUUACUGUCGGUGAUACUGUGGUGAUCGUUGACGCGAAGCUAUCCAGAAACUGCUGGCCUAAGGGAAGAGUUAUUGCUACGCAUCAGGCUCCAGACGGACAGGUACGGUCGGCGACAGUACAAACAGCGUCUGGUGGAAUAUACGAGCGCCCGGCCAUUUCAUUGGCUGUGCUCGACGUAGGCGUUAGGACGAAUACGCUAUCGGAUGAUCCUUCGCGCAUUCCGGGGGGAGUGUUGACUACGCCCCGUCGGUAA
This is a messenger RNA of Ochlerotatus camptorhynchus, 1692 nucleotides long. RefSeq lists its product as uncharacterized. Bases 1 to 1692 code for a protein of 563 amino acids. The record is from RefSeq and is a predicted model, not a curated record. The transcript has a single exon. Lineage: Eukaryota; Metazoa; Arthropoda; Insecta; Diptera; Culicidae.